Molecule: messenger RNA, 2733 nt
Organism: Xenopus laevis (African clawed frog)
Lineage: Eukaryota; Metazoa; Chordata; Amphibia; Anura; Pipidae
Gene: dact1.S
Product: dishevelled-binding antagonist of beta-catenin 1 S homeolog
Biological process (GO): negative regulation of JNK cascade; negative regulation of canonical Wnt signaling pathway; regulation of Wnt signaling pathway, planar cell polarity pathway
Cellular component (GO): cytoplasm; nucleus
Source: RefSeq, marked validated
GCAAAGAUGUCACUCGCGCAGCGUUGGAGACGCUAAACCUCACGUUGUGCAGAAGUCGGGCUUCGGUUCUUGGUUGGGAAUAGCGAGGCGGAUUCUCAUUGGAGCCCCGUGUACGUGAGUUGCAGCCGCUGCAGAUGCUCUAACGUGUGACUCGCUGUCCCAGGAUGAAGCCCAUUCCCUCCCCUGAGCCCCCGGGGCAGCUCCACGACACCCCCCGCCGUAAGGACAAGGGAGAGGCGGAAUGGGAGCGACACCGGACCCGGGAGCGCCUGGAGGCCACGUUGGCCGGACUCGCCGAGUUGGAUUGUCUGAGGCACCGGCAGCAGCUCCUGGUACAGAACGUGCUCAGCCCCGGGACACACGGACAAGACGCGGCGCCGACUGGAGACUCUCCGCGCAGCGACGAACAGAAGUUACUGGAGGAAAAUAUCUCUCUGCUCAAGAAACAACUGAACUGCCUAAGAAAGCGAGACGCAGGUUUGCUAAGCCAGCUUCACGAGUUGGACAAGCAAAUAAACGAUCUUAGAAUUGACUCUGAAAAGACUGAGGAGACAGACAGCCGACCCAGUUCUGGAUUUUACGAGCUGAGUGAUGGAACUUCAGGAUCCCUCUCCAAUUCUUCCAACUCAGUGUUCAGCGAAUGUUUAUCCAGCUGCCACUCCAGCACCUGCUUUUGCAACCCAUUGGAAACAUCAUUAAACCUCACAGAUGGUCAAGCAAAGUCUGCAGAGGACUUCCUCGAAUGGUUGGAUUACAGAGAAAGUCAACAUGAAACUGGCACAGUUCGCCGUUCCUUUUCUGCACCGCAUUCCAACUCUGUUGAAGUUACGGCAGAUGUUCACCCCAAGUAUCAGUGUGACCUGGUAUCUAAAAACGGUAAUGACGUUUAUCGUUACCCCAGCCCUCUACAUGCCGUAGCUGUGCAGAGUCCCAUGUUUCUCAUUUCCGUCAUGGGCAACAUAAAGGCAGAGGAACCUGAGGAGGAGAUUGGCCCCAAUGAUAACGAUGACUGUAUAGUGCCUGAACUAGAUCACUUAAAAGAUGAGGACUCUUUUCUCCAUCAGAGCAGCCUGUGUUCUUUACCACUUUCUUCUGGGAAAAAAAUGGAUGGUUAUAUUUUAAGUAUCAUACAGAAAAAAGCACAUCCUGUAAGGACUAACAAACCAAGGACUAGUGUCAAUGCUGAUCCAGGCAAAGGGAUUUUACGACAUGGGAGUAUAUGUGUCAAACAGACUGUUGGUGUUUCUCAAAGCAAUGCAGUUAACCUGAAAAAUUCUAAACAAACAUGUUUACAUUCCGCCGGAAUGAUCUCUGUGGAUAAUAGCACUUAUCCUUCUCUAAAACCGUGCUCAAAGGAGUCUCUAAGUGAACAGCUGGAAAGUAAAAGGAUGCCAUCUAUCUCCACAUAUCCUUCUUGUAAUGUCAAUGAACUUCAAAGCCAAAACAAUUCACGAAACACUGUGAAGUCUGUGUGUCAGGGUCUGGCAAGGGGCUCUGUAGCAAUGACCUCAAAUGUUCAAAAGGAAAAUGUUACACCCAAUGCACCGGCUAAUCUCCCUAAUGCAUCAAGUUCUGUCUAUAAUGGAUCUCCUAGAGAAAGCACACAGAACAGUGCACUGCUCCCUCAAGAGAUUAAAGUUGUGCCACCAGUAAAGAGAGUUUCCCUGAAAAAUACACUCCUUUCUUACCAUGAAUCUUCAUCUUUUGAGGAAAGACCACCUCUGGACUUUAAAAGCGAGGGGUCGUCAUCUCAGAGUUUGGAUGAAGGGAUGCUGGUUAAUGCUCAUUAUAUACCAGCUCAGCAACAUGGUGUUAAACUUCAUAAGAAUACCAAAAAUGUGAAGAUCGUGAAGAGCUCCACUUUAAAACAUAGGGCCGAUGUUCAGUAUGUGCUAGAAAAUGGAUCCCAGACGCUGAAAGAAAAGAGCAAGGUUGUGGGAAAGAAGUGUAGGUUCCCCGAAGAUUUGGAUACAAACAAAAAAGUGAAGAAAUCUACCCCGCGGGUUAAAAAAAUCGUUCACCCUCAUUUCGAACCUGCAGCCGUUGGAAGAAAUCCAGUUGCAGUCCGAUCUGGAAUCAAAUCUCAUGGACAUCCGAAGGAUGUGGUCUUGGCCAAACCUAAACAUAAGAGGAGUGAUUAUCGGAGAUGGAAGUCUUCAGCUGAGAUUUCAUAUGAAGAAGCUUUAAGGCGGGCACGAAGGCGAGCUCAGAGAGAAAUGAUGGGUGUUUGUGCACAAGUGCCGUUUUCUCACGCCAGCCCAUAUGCUUAUAUUGCUAGUGACUCUGAAUACUCUGCAGAGUGUGAGUCUCUGUUCCACUCCACGGUGGUAGACACUAGUGAGGAUGAACAGAGCAAUUACACAACUAACUGCUUUGGGGACAGUGAAUCCAGUCUGAGUGAGGUUGAAUUUGUCGGUGAAAGCACAACGUCAAGUGAUACCGAUGAAAGUGGUGGACUCAUUUGGUCCCAGUUUGUACAUACACUUCCCAUGCAGGCCACUGCAACUGCCGAACUACAAACCACUGCCAAAGCCUUUAUUAAAAUAAAGGCUUCGCACAACCUUAAGAAGAAAAUCCUUCGCUUCAGAUCUGGGUCUUUAAAGCUGAUGACAACAGUUUGAAUGCCACCUAUUCAAUGUGUUCAGUUCAGACUCCAUUUUAUUUGUAUAUAAUUUGUUACCUUUUGUGCAAAUAUUUAAAGUCUAUGGUAAAUUAAAUUGACUCUUUGGAAUA